CUCAAGAUGGUUAAUGAAAGCAAAUCUCUGGAUGAGGCUCUGCAGUCCGCCGAGGCUGAGGGUCGCGUCACCGUCGGUGUCUACGAGUGCGCAAAAAUCAUGAAUGAUGAUCCGGACAGCGUGUCCUUCUGCGUCCUGGCCAUGGAUGAAGAGUUCGAGUGCGACAUCGCGCUCCAAAUCCACUUCACUCUCAUCCAGGCUUUCUGCUUCGAUAACGACAUCAGCAUCGUGAGAGUGAACGACGUGCAACGUCUGGGUGAAAUUGUCGGCGCUAAAGAUCAAACUGAGGACUGUCACUGCCUUCUUAUCACGAGUCCAGCUGAUGGUUCGUGGGAAGACCCAGCUCUGGAGAAGCUGCACAUGUUCUGCGAAGAAAGCCGCCGCUCCAACGACUGGCUUCCGGAGAUCAGUCUGCCAGCUCGCUGAUCUGCUGAUGGGACUCUUCUCACACGAGAUGCUGUUAACCCUUCAUGGAAAUACAUGCAUCCUUUGAAUAAAGGAUGAUGAUGAUGUAUCUUCACAUCCCUGGAUGCUUCUGAGGAGGCUCUAAUGCAGUCCAGGCAGCGCGGGGCAUGCAGGCCCGAAGUGGGCUUUCGCCUCACGGUUCUGUCGCUUCUCGUCCCGUCCAUGCCAAGAUGGUCCUCCUUCUUUAUGUGAACGAGGCCGGGCAUGCCACGAGAGCGACCCAGCGGCCCUCAUUCUUUGUG
Ictalurus furcatus (blue catfish) is the source of this 707-nucleotide messenger RNA. RefSeq names its product growth arrest and DNA damage-inducible protein GADD45 gamma-like. Gene Ontology annotation, cellular component: nucleus; cytoplasm. The transcript is spliced from 3 exons. NCBI's taxonomy places the organism in Eukaryota, Metazoa, Chordata, Actinopteri, Siluriformes, Ictaluridae. Gene Ontology annotation, biological process: regulation of cell cycle. The record is from RefSeq and is a predicted model, not a curated record. Bases 7 to 426 code for a protein of 139 amino acids.